Messenger RNA from Cryptomeria japonica (Japanese cedar), 1369 nucleotides. Its product is annotated as cytochrome f. Gene Ontology annotation, biological process: photosynthesis. The record is from RefSeq and is a predicted model, not a curated record. The coding region runs from base 3 to 968 and encodes 321 amino acids. Gene Ontology annotation, cellular component: chloroplast; thylakoid membrane. Gene Ontology annotation, molecular function: heme binding; iron ion binding; electron transfer activity. NCBI's taxonomy places the organism in Eukaryota, Viridiplantae, Streptophyta, Pinopsida, Cupressales, Cupressaceae. The transcript has a single exon.
CUAUGCAAAAUAGAAAAACUUAUGAUGACUGGGUGAAAAAGUGGAUAACUCAAUCAAUUUCCGUCUUAAUAAUGAUAGAUAUAAUGACUCGCACAUCUAUUGCAAAUGCAUAUCCCAUUUUUGCACAGCAAGCUUAUGAGAAUCCUCGAGAAGCAACUGGGCGUAUUGUAUGUGCAAAUUGUCAUUUGGCUAAAAAACCUGUGGAGAUUGAAGUUCCACAGUCCGUGCUUCCUGAUACCGUUUUUGAAGCAGUUGUUAAAAUACCCUAUGAUAAGCAAAUAAAACAAGUUCUUGCUAAUGGCAAGAAAGGGACUUUAAAUGUAGGAGCUGUUCUUAUUUUACCCGAAGGUUUCGAAUUAGCUCCUCCGGAUCGUAUUUAUCCUGAGAUUAAGGAAAAAAUAGGUGAUCUUUAUUUUCAAAACUAUCGUCCCAAUCAAAAAAAUAUUCUAAUAAUAGGUCCUGUUCCUGGUCAAAAAUAUAGUGAAAUUGUAUUUCCUAUCCUUUCACCAAAUCCCGCUACUAAUAAAGCAGCUCACUUCCUGAAAUAUCCCAUAUAUGUAGGUGGUAAUAGAGGAAGAGGACAAAUUUAUCCCGAUGGGAGCAAAAGCAACAAUACAGUCUAUAACGCUUCAGCAACGGGUAAAGUAAGUAAAAUUGUGCGUAAAGAAAAGGGUGGAUAUCAAAUAACUAUUGAUAAUCCAUCAGACGGUCGACAAGUGGUUGACUUUGUACCUCCGGGACCGGAACUUCUUGUUUCAGAAGGCGAAUUCAUCAAGGCGGAUCAGUCGUUAACGAAUAACCCUAAUGUGGGUGGAUUUGGUCAGGAAAAUGCAGAAAUAGUACUUCAAGAUCCUUUACGUGUUCAAGGUCUUUUAUUAUUCUUAGCAUCUGUCGUUUUAGCACAGAUAUUUCUGGUUCUUAAGAAGAAACAAUUUGAGAAAGUUCAAUUGGUCGAAAUGAAUUUUUAGGCGCAUAAAAGUGAAUCUCCAUCUUAUGGAUGAUUCAUGCAAUUAUGUAAAUAAAAAUUGCAAUAAUAAAGUCAUACUUUUUCGGAGCCCUUCAUUUGCCCCUUCCCUCUGUUCGAAUAUAUUGAUUGAUUGUGAAGAAUGAGGAGAUAUAAAUAUGUGCAUCUUUAAUAAUGAGUGAUUCAGGAACAAACUUGUUAAACAGUGAGUUCCCUAGUUAUGCGCGACAUUCAAUAUUAUAUAUAUGUUAUCUUUUUUCACCUUGAUUUAUCAUAUUCAAAAUCAAUAAAUCAAAGCAUAAAUAGAAGGAAGGAGAGAAUUUGGUAAUCUUGGCUUACUAUUUUCGCUGAUUUUAUAACUUAUCCUACUCCUUGAAAAAGUAAAAAGUAAAAAUAUAUAUAUAU